This is a messenger RNA of Diospyros lotus (date-plum), 2792 nucleotides long. Its product is annotated as protein NSP-INTERACTING KINASE 1-like. Gene Ontology annotation, molecular function: protein binding; ATP binding; protein kinase activity. Bases 680 to 2554 code for a protein of 624 amino acids. The transcript is spliced from 11 exons. The record is from RefSeq and is a predicted model, not a curated record. NCBI's taxonomy places the organism in Eukaryota, Viridiplantae, Streptophyta, Magnoliopsida, Ericales, Ebenaceae. Gene Ontology annotation, biological process: protein phosphorylation.
ACAAUGCCACAGAGAGAUCCACUCCCUCUUGGCCUUCUCUCUGUGGAUCCAUAUUGUGCUGCAACCUUUUCUUAAGCUGAAUGGUUUUAGAAAAUCCAAUAAAAACUAGCAAGAUCAGAAAAUCUGAAGCAUAGUCGUCCGGAAAAACAGAUGGCUGAGCCUCACCUGUGAAGAAAUUUGGUCUUGUGUGUAGUAUAUGUGUAUAUAUAUAUAUAUAUAUUUGCUUUGUUUUGGCUUUUGGCUUUUGUCUUUUUACUUUUUUAUAUUUAAAAUCCAGGGGCAUGGAUAGAAAAUUUUCCAUGUAUCUCGUCUAGGCAAGUGCAUGAUUGACUCACCAGGAGAAUUACAUUUACCUUCCCUGCCUUUUGAAUUUUAACUAGUUUUGGUUUAUUUUCUUCACGAUGGCAAUGAUACAUUCGUUUCUUUAUAGACCCCUUACCCGGUGGCAGGCACGCUAGUUCACUUUUCAGCUGCACAAGACAUGAGUGUUUUUCUUGGGUCUGACAGAAGAUUUUUAGUGGAAUGGAUUUCUGGGUUGGAAGGCUCUGAUCAGGAGAUUACAUUAAACAGAAGAAACCCUUGUGAAGCAUGAUCUUGAAACUGGUUAUCUCAAUCUCAAUUAACUGGUUCUAGGAACCGGAUUGCCUUUGUUUUGUCUGUGAAUCAUAUUUCAGUUCAAAUGGGUUGGAGAAGCAGAGAGGCUGCCUUGCGAGUUCUGGUGUUUUUCUGGUUUUGGACUUCUGCAAACAGUUUGCUUUCUCCCAAAGGCGUGAACUUUGAAGUGCAAGCCUUAAUGGGUAUAAAAGCUUCCCUGGUGGAUCCUCAUGGGGUUCUUGAUAAUUGGGAUGGGGAUUCUGUUGAUCCAUGUAGCUGGACUAUGGUCACUUGCUCUGCUGAGAGUCUGGUCGUUGGCCUGGGGAUUCCUAGCCAAAAUUUGUCUGGCACUCUUUCUCCAAGUAUAGGCAACCUAACAAAUCUCCAGAUUGUGCUCCUACAAAACAAUAACAUUAAAGGUCCAAUCCCACCAGAGAUUGGAAGGCUCUCAAAGCUUCAAACUCUUGAUCUUUCUAACAAUUUAAUGAGCGGCAAGGUUCCCUCUUCGCUAGGUCACUUGAACAAUCUUCAGUACAUGAGGCUCAACAAUAACAGUCUCUCAGGAGGGAUUCCAGUGUCACUGGCCAACAUGUCCCAGCUUGUAUUUCUGGACUUAUCUUACAACAAUUUGAGCGGUCCUGUACCCAGAUUUCCUGCUAAAACAUUCAGCAUUGUCGGUAACCCUCUGAUCUGUGCAACCGGGUCCGAGAAAGAUUGUUAUGGAACCGCAUUGAUGCCAAUGUCCAUGCCAUUGAAUGGUUCAGAAGGUGCAAUGCCUGUGGGCAGACCAAGAAAUCACAAAGUUGCGCUUGCCUUGGGCCUGACCCUUGGUUUCAUCUGUUUGCUCAUCCUUGGAAUUGGGGUUCUGUUACAGUGGAGGCAAAAACGAAACCAGCCAAUCUUCUUUGAUGUCAAUGAUCGGAAUCACGAGGAAGUAUCCCUUGGAAACUUGAGAAGGUUCCAGUUCAGAGAGCUUCAAGCUGCAACUGACAAUUUCAGCAGCAAGAACAUACUAGGGAAAGGUGGUUUUGGAAAUGUUUACAAAGGCUUUCUCCGAGACGGGACUCCUGUGGCUGUGAAGCGGCUCAAAGAUGGCAGUGCCACCGGAGGAGAAAGGCAGUUCCAGACAGAAGUCGAGAUGAUCAGCCUGGCAGUCCAUCGGAAUCUCCUUAGGCUAUAUGGGUUUUGUAUGACAGCAACGGAACGGCUCUUAGUUUACCCUUUCAUGUCCAAUGGCAGUGUUGCUUCUCGUCUAAAAGCAAAGCCAAUCUUGGAUUGGGGCACUAGGAAGAGGAUAUCAUUAGGAGCUGGAAGGGGCUUAUUAUACCUCCAUGAGCAGUGUGAUCCCAAGAUAAUUCACAGGGAUGUAAAAGCUGCAAACAUAUUGCUAGAUGAGUAUUGUGAGGCAGUCGUAGGAGAUUUUGGAUUGGCAAAACUUUUGGAUCACCAGGAUUCGCAUGUGACAACAGCUGUCAGGGGCACGGUGGGCCACAUAGCACCAGAGUAUCUCUCUACCGGCCAGUCUUCCGAGAAGACAGACGUCUUCGGAUUUGGGAUUCUCCUCAUUGAAUUGAUCACAGGACAGAGAGCCUUAGAGUUUGGCAAAGCUGCUAACCAGAAAGGAGCAAUGCUUGAUUGGGUGAGGAAGAUCCAUCAAGAAAAGAAGCUUGAUUUGCUUGUUGACAAGGACUUGAAGAAUGACUAUGACCGGAUCGAGCUGGAGGAAAUGGUGCAAGUGGCUCUCUUGUGCACCCAAUACCUUCCAGGACACAGGCCUAAGAUGUCUGAAGUGGUUAGAAUGCUUGAAGGAGAUGGGCUGGCAGAGAGAUGGGAAGCUUCUCAGAAAGUUGAAGCAACUAAAUGCAAACCCUAUUCGCUCUCCUCAUCGGAGCGAUACUCAGAUCUCACUGACGACUCCUCGUUGCUUGUGCAGGCCAUAGAACUCUCUGGCCCCAGGUGAUCAAUCGCUGCUUAUGUUCUUCUGAAAGUUUAGUACAAAAUCCCGAAAUUUUGAAAGUUGAAGUUAAAAAGUUCCAUUUAUCUGCAGUAGUAAGUCCAAAGCCAAAAUUGAGAUUAUAUUGUUGUAUAGUAGCAGCAUAUCAUAGGCCCAAAGGGCUUUGCCUUUGCUAUUGUUUCCUUACUGUACAGACCUUGAUUUGGGGAACUGAUAUGGAUUAGAUUGAGAGUUUCUUAUGUUC